This is a messenger RNA of Drosophila sechellia, 5738 nucleotides long. It is a transcript of the gene AOX1, whose product is annotated as Aldehyde oxidase 1. The transcript is spliced from 8 exons. The coding region runs from base 214 to 4035 and encodes 1273 amino acids. The record is from RefSeq and is a predicted model, not a curated record. Gene Ontology annotation, molecular function: FAD binding; iron ion binding; 2 iron, 2 sulfur cluster binding. NCBI's taxonomy places the organism in Eukaryota, Metazoa, Arthropoda, Insecta, Diptera, Drosophilidae.
CCUCAGUUGCUCGCAGUUCGGCGUGGAAUCAAACGAGGCUGUCAAGUGGACUCAUUGCCACAUAUGGUGAAAUAUCGUAGUUUCCAGAACCCACUACCAUUCAAAUAUUUCUAAACACCCACGUCAAUUGAAGGCGAAAAAUUCUGCAAUUAAUUUCACAACUUUUCACGGACGACUUUUAAGUGAUUCGAGGACUUAUAUAAGGCACAGAUAAUGGCUGGCAGAAUUACAAUCAACGGCACCAGCCACGAAGUCAACCUGGCUGCCCUGCCGGCGGAUAUCUCGCUGAACACUUUCAUUCGAGAGUAUGCCGGAUUAACGGGCACGAAGUUCAUGUGCCAGGAGGGCGGAUGCGGUGUCUGCGUUUGCACCCUGACUGGGAUUCAUCCGGAGACCGGAGAGCCGCGCACCUGGGCGGUCAACUCGUGCCUCACGCUGCUGAACACGUGCUUGGGCCUGGAGGUUACCACCUCGGAGGGAUUGGGCAACAAGCGGGUCGGCUACCAUGCCAUCCAGCAGCGAUUGGCCAAGAUGAACGGCACCCAGUGCGGCUACUGCUCGCCGGGAAUAGUGAUGAACAUGUACGGCCUGCUGAAGUCCAAGGGCGGCAAGGUCACGAUGGAGGAGGUGGAGAACUCCUUUGGAGGCAACAUUUGCCGCUGCACUGGCUAUCGUCCCAUUCUUGACGCCAUGAAGUCCUUUGCUGUGGACAGCAACAUCCAGGUGCCUGCUGAGUGCAUUGACAUUGAAGACCUGAGCACCAAACAGUGUCCCAAGACUGGCCAAGCCUGCUCCGGCAGCUGCAAGAAGCAGCAGCCCAAGAGCAGCCAACUGUAUCCGGAUGGCAGCCGUUGGAGUUGGCCGGAGAGUCUGGGUGACCUCUUUGCCGCUCUGCAGGGAGCACUCAAAGAGAAACUGCCCUACAUGCUGGUGGCUGGAAACACGGCCCACGGCGUCUACAGACGUCGUCCGGACAUUAAGGCAUUCAUCGAUGUAUCCGGCUUGGCUGACCUCAAGGGUCAUAAGCUGAGCGCGGAUAACUCAUCCCUAACUCUCGGUGGAAAUAUGAGCCUCAGCGAAACCAUGGAGCUGUGUCGCCAGUUGGAGAAGACGAAGGGCUUCGAGUACUUGUCUCAGGUGUGGCAACACCUCGAUUGGAUCGCUAAUGUUCCAGUGCGCAAUGCCGGCACCUUGGCGGGCAACCUGGCCACCAAGCAUGCCCACCCGGAGUUCCCCUCGGAUGUGUUCAUCGUUCUGGAGGCCCUAGAUGCCCAAGUGAUUGUCCAGGAGGCGGUGGACAAGCAGCAGACUGUCAGCCUGGCCAGCUAUCUUGGCUCUUCCAUGGAGGGAAAGAUUAUCCGUGGUCUUGUGCUGCGCGCGUAUCCCAAGGAGCGGUUUGCAUUUGACUCCUACAAGAUUAUGCCCCGUGCGCAGAAUGCCCAUGCCUAUGUGAAUGCUGCUUUCCUUGUGGAAUUCACGGCAGACUCCAAGGUGAAAUCAGCUCGCAUUUGCUUCGGUGGCAUCCAUCCCGAAUUCGUGCAUGCCACCGCGAUUGAGAACUUGAUUCAGGGCAAGAAUCCCUUCGAGAAGGGAUUGGUGGAGAAGGCCUUCGGGCAGCUGUCCACCCUGCUCCAGCCGGAUGCCGUUCUUCCGGAUGCCUCACCCGUCUACCGACGCAAGUUGGCCUGUGGUCUUUUCUACAAGUUCCUCUUGAAGGUAGCGGCUCAGCGAAAGCAGGGUUUGGGCAGUCGAUUCGUCACAGGCGGUUCUCUCCUGAAACGUCCCGUGUCAAGUGGCCAGCAGAGUUUUGAGACCUUCCAGGAGCACUACCCGGUUACCAAGGCAACGGAGAAGCACGAGGGUCUGAUCCAGUGUUCUGGCGAAGCCACCUACUCCAACGAUCUGCCCACCCAGCACAACCAGUUGUGGGCUGCAUUUGUCACCGCGAAGAAGGUGGGCGCCAAUGUAACCAAAGUGGAUACGCAACCAGCUCUGGAUCUACCCGGGGUGGUGGCGUAUCUCGACGCCAAGGACAUUCCGGGACCCAACUACGUUGGGCCCAAAAUCCGCGACACUCAUUUCUUCCCCAAGGAUGAGGAACUAUUCGCCACAGGAGAGAUUAAGUUUUAUGGUCAACCCGUGGGCAUAAUCCUAGCCAACUCCAAUUCGCUGGCCAAUCGGGCAGCAGAGCUGGUGAAACUGACCUACGAAGGCGGAGCGGAAGAAAUACUACCCACCUUGAAGGCAGUGCUAGACAAAGUUGGAUCCGAAGCUGGCAAUAACAAGCGGUUGGAGCAGCCCAUCAAGUCCACCAUCGAGGUCCUCCAGCUAGAGGAACCCUUCGAUGUGAGCUCCUCCGGCCAACUGGAUAUGGGACUCCAGUACCACUACUACAUGGAACCGCAGACAACAGUGGUUCUGCCCUUCGAGGGCGGCUUGCAGGUGUACGCUGCCACCCAGUGGAUGGACCUAACCCAGGACACCAUCGCCAAUGUGCUGAACCUCAAGUCCAACGAUGUUCAGGUAAAGACACGUCGUAUUGGAGGAGGAUAUGGAGGCAAGGCCACACGAUGCAAUUUGGCUGCUGCCGCUGCUGCUCUGGCUGCUCACAAGCUGAACAGACCCAUUAGAUUCGUCCAGUCCCUGGAGUCCAUCAUGACCAGUCUGGGCAAACGCUGGGCCUUCCAUUGCGAUUACGACUUCUUCGUUCAGAAAUCCGGAAAGAUUUCCGGUAUCGUAAGUCGAUUCUACGAGGAUGCUGGAUAUCUGUCCAACGAAUCACCCAUAGGUCACACCGUUAUGCUAUCCAAGAAUUGCUACGAGUUCAGCGACAACUACAAACUUGAUGGCUACUUAGUCUACACAGAUUCGCCAUCGAAUACUCCGUGCCGUGCUCCUGGCUCCGUGGAGGGCAUUGCAAUGAUGGAAAAUAUCAUCGAGCACAUCGCCUUCGAGACUGGACUGGAUCCGGUUGACGUUCGUUUCGCCAAUAUGCUACCCGCCCAUAAAAUGGGCGACAUGAUGCCGCGAUUCCUGGAAAGUACCAAGUACAGGGAACGCAAGGCGGACGCUAUAGCCCACAACAAGGAGAAUCGCUGGCACAAGCGCGGCUUGGGUCUGUGUAUCAUGGAGUACCAGAUCGGUUACUUUGGGCAAUUCCCCGCUACGGUGGCUAUCUACCACAGCGAUGGCACCGUGGUGGUCUCCCAUGGAGGCAUUGAAAUGGGUCAAGGCAUGAACACCAAGAUCUCGCAGGUGGUGGGCCACACCCUGGGCAUUCCGAUGGAAAAGGUACGCAUCGAGGCCAGCGAUACCAUCAACGGAGCCAACUCCAUGGUCACCGGUGGGGCUGUGGGCAGUGAAUCCCUCUGCUUUGCAGUUCGCAAGGCGUGCGAGACUCUCAACGAACGAUUGAAGCCCGUGCGCGAGGAGGUGAAGCCCGAGAAUUGGCAGGACCUCAUCCGGGAGGCCUACAACCGCAAGAUCAAUCUGAUCGCCAGCGAUCAGUGCAAGCAGGGCGACAUGGAUCCGUACUCUGUAUGCGGUCUCUGCCUCACCGAGGUAGAGUUGGAUGUCCUCACCGGUAACUACAUUGUUGGCAGAGUGGACAUUCUGGAGGACACUGGCGAGAGUCUGAAUCCCAAUGUGGACAUUGGCCAGAUCGAGGGCGCCUUCAUGAUGGGCUUGGGCUACUGGACCAGUGAGCAGGUGAUUGCGGAUCCGAAGACGGGCGAGUGUCUCACGAAUCGUACCUGGACGUAUAAGCCACCAGGAGCGAAGGACAUACCCACUGAUCUGCGCAUCGAGCUGCUGCCCAAGAGUCCCAACAAGGCGGGCUUCAUGAGGUCCAAGGCCACCGGAGAGCCAGCCAUCUGUUUGUCCGUCGCAGUCGCAUUUGCCCUGCAGCAGGCCCUGCAAUCAGCUCGCGAUGACGCCGGCGUGCCCAAGUCUUGGGUGACCCUCACCGCCCCGAUGACACCCGAGCACCUGGUCCUCCACUCGGGCACCGAGCCCAGCCAGUUCAAGCUCAACUAGGUGGAGAGGAAGUAUAUGAACUCGUAUCCCUGGCCGUGGGACAUGGCACGUGGCCGCGAUGGGAACGCUCCGAUAAGCACGCCAAGAUAACCUGCACUUACACCCCCACUUAACCUGGCGGAUCUGCCGACUCUGGACUAGCCGACAUUGUGUUGUCUGCACAAUAAAUUAAAAACUUAUCCAACGCUUAAUCCAAAUGACAUUCAUUGCCAGCCAGCCGUCGGCCUGGGUCAACAGAAGCCCCUGUCCAGAGCUCCAGGCAUUCGGAAUUUACAUUUUCCGGGCUCUUGCUUAAUGCUUAACACCUCAACACGCGGACACACCCCGCCAAGAGGUCUUCAUUAAUUUUAACAUAAAUUGUUGUAUAGAAAUUUUAUGCCACACGGAGCGUUAAGUGUGAUCUGGCCAAAAGGUCGGGGGCGGGCCAUUGCGGAAGCGGAAAGGGAAGGUGGGGGCAACAGUUGCCUUGCGGUCGUGGCAGAAGGACAGGCGCCUCUAAUGGAUUUUUCAAAUAUCGCCAACUGCUGUGCCCUUAAUGAGCACAUCCCUGGCGACAUUGUUCAAUUGACACACUUAUAUUGAAUGUGGUAGCUUAGAUAUAGCAUACCAGUUAUAAUUAAUAAUAUCAAACGAGGUAUGGUUGCUACCUUUGAACAGGGUACCGAUAUAUCAGCUCUAUAACUUCCCAAGAAAGCAUGUGUAUAAUAAUCAUUAGAAUCAGCUUUUUGUGUUCCUAGAAGAAACUGUUACUACAGUGAAAUAUAUACUUUGUCUUGGCAAUAAAUAGGAAUACUUUCCCUAGCAGAAACUCCAGUCUUCACUAGAAAAUGGAGCUAAGUGGGUUCGUAUUCGUAGCACUGCUUAAUUUCAUUCCCUUUGGAUGCAGCAAGUUGGUUGAUUUUUGCCAGCUGCCUUACUGUGGAACCGACAACCUAGCCUGCAAUAACCCAUCGAAAUUCAGCGUCAUGUGUCCCCCGAAUGCCAGAACCCUUUCCAUGACGACCUACCGAAAUUUAUUGCUAAGUGCCUUCAAUGAGUUUCGCAACUAUACGGCGAGCGGAAAGCAAAAGUAUCUAAAGGCAGCGGCGGCACGAAUGUGCCGAUUGAGUUACUCAAUUGAACUGUAGGAUCUAGCCCGACUGGCGGUCAUCACGUGCUCCACGCACAAGUUUUGCCUGAACUCACCGGAAUUCUAUUAUGUGGGUACCAAUAUAGGUUCCAACUACUAUUUGGGUAACUUGAACGACUACGAGGAUCUAGAACUCAUGUUGCGGAUUAUACAGGAUUGGACCAGAUAUGCGGACUAUAUCAACAUUAAAAUGGGUCUCUAUAUGCCGACAACUUUGGAGAAAAGUGGAAUUCCAAAUGCCCUACUCCUGAUGGCAGAUCGGAACACCCAUGUGGGCUGUUCGGCUAUGAGAUUCACGGUGAACUCCAUCCACAACUUCGUCUUCUUGUGCGCCUUCAGCACCGAUCUCUUCGUGGAGCGACCCAUUUACCGGAUGUCUAUGAGACCAGGAACUGCUUGCAAUCGCUUGGAUCAAACAUAUUCAGCACUUUGUGCUGUUGGUGAAAAUUACGACAACAAUAAGCCCGUGCUGAAUGCAAGGGUAUUCCAGUUGCCCCUCAAUUUAUCCAUGGGUCGACAAGCUUAUGUGCCAGCCACAUAGACCAAGCUUUAAGUAAACUUUUAAAUUCGCGCA